CUCUGAUUUCACUCUCACUCACAGAACAGAACUCGUUCUCAGUCUCACUCUCACACAAGAACUCGUUCAACCAUGGAAGCUCACGAUUGCAAGCGAUUUCCACUGAUUUUUUCUCGCUUUCCACCGAUUUGAUCUCGUUUUGCAUCGAUUUGAUCUCGUUUUCCACCGAUUUCAACCUUCCCCGAUUUCACCGUUCGCUUCCAUUUCCGUGGCAACAACCACCGCACGCCGUCGUAGCAACAGCCUCCUCCGCCGUCGUUCUCUCUGUGAUUUUCUCAUGGAUGCAUCCCUCAGAGACUCAACAACCUCUAAUCCGUCGCAUGCUGCAUUCUCCGGUUAUCAUAUUUGUUGAUAACUCAGGCGCGGAUAUCAUUUUGGGUAUUUUGCCAUUUACGAGGGAGCUUCUUCGCUGUGGGGUUCAGGUUGUACUGGCUGCUAAUGACUUACCCUCCAUCAAUGAUGUGACUUACCCUGAGCUACUUGAAAUCAUAUCAAGGUUAAAGGAUAAAGAAGGAGGUCUCAUGGGUGUUAGCACUUCAAAUCUUGUAAUUGCCAACUCUGGAAAUGAUUUACCUGGCAUUGAUCUUAAUAAGGUGUCAGAGGAGAUUGCUUUCCAUGCAAAUGAUGCAGAUCUUUCCUUUUAACACUGCAAUUUUUUUGCAAGUAAGGUCUAUGCUUGUUCUUGAUAACUGGAGUAUUUGCUUACCUGCAUUCUUGAGGAUCUGAAGGAGCUUCCUUCGCAUGUGAGAAUUUGGUGAAAGAAUCCUCCACCCUUGACUCGGGUCAGAAACAGCUCAAUUUACACAAAAGAGCUGUCCAUAGACUUUCCGAGUUUGAAGAGAUCUGGGCAGUCAAGGUUUGAAAGGUCUCAUAAGCAAUCAGAUUAGUCUUUUGUCAGACUUGGUAAGCCUGUAAGUAUCAGCAGCAAAAUGUUCACAUAUUCUUAUCAUCUUUCCCACCAUGUGGCUUAUAUAUAUUUUUUAUGUCAACAUGUACUGAUAUAUACGGUUGGAAACAUGAUAUAAUUGGCUGAGGUCCAUAAAACUUCACCUUGUUUUGAAUUGCUCUGUUGUUGUUCAUGUGUUCUGUGAAACUGCAGUUAUUAUUAUGUUCAUUAAUUUUAGAAGUGUCUUGAUAAGCUUAUAUAGACAAUUAGCUUAUGAUAUUAUUCUAUUAUCCUAUUUCUUCUCUAGCUUAUCUUAUGGUUAAUAAGUAAACUCAACAAUUAAUGAGGUUAAAAAUGUCCCUAGAAUAAACUCUAGUAGUCAAGGAAGGUUUAAGGGAGGUUUAAAGCUGUAAAUAAUCUCUUGCAAUUAAGGGAGGUUGAAAACUCCCGUUAAAAAAAGCU
Messenger RNA from Lotus japonicus, 1348 nucleotides. Its product is annotated as damage-control phosphatase At2g17340-like. Gene Ontology annotation, cellular component: cytosol; nucleus. Gene Ontology annotation, biological process: coenzyme A biosynthetic process. The transcript has 9 exons. Gene Ontology annotation, molecular function: pantothenate kinase activity; ATP binding. Bases 282 to 644 code for a protein of 120 amino acids. NCBI's taxonomy places the organism in Eukaryota, Viridiplantae, Streptophyta, Magnoliopsida, Fabales, Fabaceae. The record is from RefSeq and is a predicted model, not a curated record.